Messenger RNA from Aspergillus clavatus NRRL 1, 1650 nucleotides. Its product is annotated as fungal specific transcription factor domain-containing protein. The transcript has 5 exons. Gene Ontology annotation, molecular function: transcription cis-regulatory region binding; DNA-binding transcription factor activity, RNA polymerase II-specific. The record is from RefSeq and is a predicted model, not a curated record. Gene Ontology annotation, cellular component: nucleus. Bases 1 to 1650 code for a protein of 549 amino acids. Lineage: Eukaryota; Fungi; Ascomycota; Eurotiomycetes; Eurotiales; Aspergillaceae. Gene Ontology annotation, biological process: regulation of DNA-templated transcription.
AUGGCCCCCCAAUCAGCGAUGCACUCAAUGUCGGUGAAUCUAGGGGGAUCCAACGAGCAGAUCUUCAUGGGUGAAUCGGAGCAUGACGAUCCCACCCGAGAUAUCAUCGCCAGGGGCAUCAUUACGGAAGAGCAAGCUCGAGGUAUUUAUGAACGAUUUAUGAGUGGAAGCAAGAACUUCCUACCCCUGUUCGAUCCGGUCCGAGACACAUACGACUCAAUUCGCUCACGAUCACUGUUCUGUUUCACCGUCCUAAUCUAUCUCGCCAGCCGAGCUGUUCCAGAUCUCCGCAGCAAUAAUCAUCUGCAGCGGGUGCUACAAGAUGAAGCACAGCGAUUGGCCGAAGAUAGUUUUUUCGAACGACCUACCAAGCUGGAAACCGUCCAGGGCAUGAUACUGUUGGCCGCCUAUUCGGAAAAAUCCUGGUUCUCGACAGCUCUCAUUCUUCGCACAGCACUGGAUUCGGGACUCGAAAAGUCGCUGGACACACUACUGGCCCAAACAACGCCACCGCGAAGUUACUUAUCAGCUACGAUUGAAGAUCGGGAGUUGGUCUGGAAGACAAGGACGUGGCUGAUCACAUAUACGACGGAGCUGGAUAUUGCGGCCGGUACAGGCAGGAAAUCGCGUGUCAAUCAGUUGAAUAUCAACACACUACGGAAGUUCCUGGACUACCCUCUGUCGAUGCCUAGUGAUAUGAGGACCGUUUGUGUGAUUGAGAUACAUCAACUCCGAGCACAAGCACGACAAAUCAUUGAUAGCACCACCGCCGCUCAGUUAUUGUCAACGGAACUACCCGCCAUCAUGGGCCGCUUGCAAGAGUGGUGGGAUACGUGGGACAGUAUACAUGACCAAAACGGAUUCCACGCUGGGGCUUUCCAACGGUCGAGCUUGAAGUACAUGCUCAACUACGCCCGCGUCUUCGUUCUCUGUGCUUCCAUUGCGCGGAUCCAGAAAAGGCCAUCGUCGGAUGUUCUCCCGGGCCCAGAAUCCGGUGCUGUGCUCGCACUGUGGAAGUCACUAGUCGAGGUCAUAACAAAUCAAAUGACGUUGUUGGUCAACGAGGCUGCAUACCGGUGCCAGCUCACCUGGUCUCCGACGUAUCCGGCGCUCACUAUUGCCUUUAUUACGACAUUUGCAGUUCGAGUGGCACGAUGGCAUCCCGCCUUGAUAGAUCAAAGCCUGGUCCUGCAACGAGCGCAGCAGAUUUGCGAGAUACUUAAGCAGCCGCCUUAUCCAGACAUACAUCGCACCGUAUCCAUUUUUGCCAACUAUGCCAGCGCACUUUUUGCGGAUCGAAGUGCUGCCUCGAACACCAGCGCUACAGUCACUUCGAAUGACGCGGAUGCUCUAUUGUACCCCACACAACCCACGAAUGACUCGAGGCCUGAAUUUGACCUAGUCACCAUGCCGCAUGACCAAGUCCCGGAGCAAUCAUCUCAGAGAAAUGCACAGACCCAUGGAGAAUCCUUAUCAGAGGAGACUCGACUUGCAGAACCCCGGUCUGAUCCUCCACUCGCGCGACUACUGGGUGAAAUGAACAUACCUAAUUGGACCCUGUCGACCUCCAUCGCCGACUCCUUCGAUCUCUUUGAGGAAGGACAAUCGGAUGUGUUUGAUUUCCUGCCUGCAAUGCCGUCAAUGACCUAG